AAAAAAAAAAAAUUGACUUUCAUAAGUCCCUUAAUAUCAUUAUAUCCUCCUUGACAGUCAACUAUUUCGCAACUAGUUUCCUAAUGUUACAUUUUCGUAAUCUGCACUAGCCGUUCUCUUUCGUAAGCAAUGUAUUUCAAUUUGUCUCGUUUGACCCUCAUUUAUACCUUGAUAUUUCUUUAUCUAACCCAAGAAAUUAGAGCAAAUAUUCUAUGCGGACUUUUCAAUACAUGCCCGACUUCUUCAGAGCCCAACACGCCGCCGCCACCACCACCACCACCACCACCACCACCACCACCUUCAAUGAUGACAACAAUCACGACACCACCUAUGCCACAGCCAACUCAGUCCAACCUAUCGAUUGUUUCCUCUACCACAUCUGUUACAGAGGGUAUUCAGCCAACUUCUUCCUCAGCUAAACCUACUACGACUUUAUCCGCAACACAGCAUUCCGUUAAGUCUACUCCUUCAUCUUCUACUGUGAACUCCUCCCAGACGUAUACUUCACUGAAUACUACUUCAACAACAAGCAAUAAUCCUACAUCUACACUAUUGACAGCAACCGCAUCAUCUUCCCCUGAUACAAAGUCAUCCUCCAGUGGAAGCAAUGUUGGCGCUAUUGUAGGAUCAGUAUGUGGACUUGUAGCCAUCAUUGGAGCAGGAUUCGCAUUUGCCUUCUUCUCAAAAACCAGGAGAAACAAUCGCCGAAACAACAAGCGACUUUAUAGUCAAAAUGGAGAUAUGUAUGAACAUGAUGCGUUCCAUGCUGAUCCAUUCAACAACGCCCGGCGCUCUCCUGUUCUAGGUACAUCAACUGCUGCCGCUACAGAUGAUAUUCAAAACCGUAACAAUAGCGUUGGUGCCCAACAAUGGGAUAUGAUGAGCCAGCAACCCUAUACAGGGUACAAUAAUACGGCCAUGAUGUCUCCUCAACAUCCUAUGGCAGCACUUUCAAAACAAAAUGAAGCUUACUACAACUCCCCACAAUUGCCUUAUGCAAUGGAUCCCAACACAGCUUUCUACAACAACCAACAAACGUACUACGAUCCUAAUGGUGGCUAUCAGCAUUAUGACACGCAGUAUACGACUCAAUACUCAGAGUCCCAGUACGACCCUUACGUACUUCAACAACAGCAUUUGCAGCCGCCCAUGGCAACUUUACCCUCUGUGAGCCAGCCUACGAAUUCAUCUGUAUACCAAAUUCCAAAUACUUAUGAUGAAGACGAAAAGCCUGUGCAAUCAACUCUUACCAGCACACCUGUGACCACCACUACCAACAACGCCGUCAACUCUACUGUUACUUCCACAAUGUUCACGACGAAUCAACCACCACUUAAAGAGAUGUCGUAUAGAUAGAGAAAAUUUUGUUCUGUUUAGUAUUCUUUAAAUAUAUCUCCCCUUUAACUAAGUAAUACGUAUUCUUAUAA
Molecule: messenger RNA, 1427 nt
Organism: Mycotypha africana
Lineage: Eukaryota; Fungi; Mucoromycota; Mucoromycetes; Mucorales; Mycotyphaceae
Exons: 2
Coding region: 130-1356 (408 amino acids)
Source: RefSeq, a predicted model, not a curated record